AUGACCCUGACACGCAUCGCCACCUCUUGCGGCUCGGUGAUUGAUUUACUGCAGAAGCUCAUCGACCGAAAUGCAAAGGCACGAUUGGUUAUAUGUUGUACAAAGGCAGAGUUUCUGCUCCAGGCGUCUUGGGCUAUCCGAUCGCAAUGCAAGGUGUCACAAGUCACGGCCGCUGAUGACCUGCUCACCAAGACCAUUGGCCUCCUUGCAAAUUCGAGCAAGAUCCGAUUAGUAUUUUGUCCGUCUCUGGAGAGUCUCCGAGCUUACCUGUCAGCCCAUCAGGUCAACAGCACUACAAGUCACGAAUUGCAAUCUGAGAAACAGCGGAGUGAUCGGCUCCUUGUCAUCCUGGACAUGGUCGCCUUGCAUUCUACUACCACAGAGUUCUCGGCUCAAGGCUUGUCUAGGAGCUUCGCUACUGCAGCGGAAUUUGCGGCAGGUGCAUCCACCGACUUGAUGAUUGUGGAGUGCAACGAUUCUGUGGACUCUUCCAACUUGAACAGAGGAGCCGCUAUAUGGAACAUCCAAGUGCCACUACUGAAUGGCUCUGUACGAAUCCGCGGAGAGCAAGACAAAUGGGGCGGGCGAGGCGUAGCUGUCAAAGAUGUCGCCCAGCGAUGGUUUGAACUUGGACCUGAGCUUCGACUUUGA
Messenger RNA from Penicillium diatomitis, 651 nucleotides. RefSeq lists its product as uncharacterized. The transcript has a single exon. The coding region runs from base 1 to 651 and encodes 216 amino acids. Lineage: Eukaryota; Fungi; Ascomycota; Eurotiomycetes; Eurotiales; Aspergillaceae. The record is from RefSeq and is a predicted model, not a curated record.